Ostrea edulis (European flat oyster) is the source of this 6514-nucleotide messenger RNA. RefSeq names its product receptor-type tyrosine-protein phosphatase H-like. Gene Ontology annotation, biological process: protein dephosphorylation. Bases 1 to 4686 code for a protein of 1561 amino acids. Lineage: Eukaryota; Metazoa; Mollusca; Bivalvia; Ostreida; Ostreidae. Gene Ontology annotation, molecular function: protein binding; protein tyrosine phosphatase activity. The record is from RefSeq and is a predicted model, not a curated record. The transcript is spliced from 31 exons.
AUGGUCCCUGGGGGACCCCCCAAACCAACGUGUAAUGAAACCUUCUUCUACGACGCCUUCGCAACUACAGUUCAUGUUCAUGCAGCUGCAUGUUACUCAGAUGGAUCUGAAAGCUUUAAUAUCGGAUUGUUCAUCAAAUCUUACCAAGGAGUUUUACCAAAUACCACUGUGACUUUCCACUACCUGCCUCCUGGUGAGAAAUUAAGGGUUGUUGUGAUUGCUGUUGGAAAGAAUGGAAUGGAAUCUAUACCAACAACAGUUCCAAUAUAUACGAAACCAGAGGGUCCUUCUUGCUCUAAAGCGAAGUACCAAUCAACAAAUAAUUCGAUAACGAUAUUCGGAGGGAGUUUUUCAGCGAAAGGUGCUGAUUCAUAUAAAGUAUGGAAAUCAAAGAACCCAGAGGUACCAUUACUCAUUCGACAUGACCAAGAUGUAACCUUCUACAACUUAGCGUCGAGUACCGAUUACAAGUUUUCUGUACAAUCUAAAAGUCUUUUUGGGAUAUUCAGCAUAGGAAGAUGCAACAUUUCAACAACAACUAGACCAAAUAAUCCUGACUGCACAUCAGCUGUUAUCUCAAGCAUUGGAACCCACGACUUUGUGCUAAAUCUUACUACCAUGAAAACAAUGGAUGCUACAGGUUAUGUGGUGGAAUACACAACCACAGAUACAAAGAAGAAUGCCACAUUUACUUCACAUUCACUUGUUCAACAAUUGUCCAAUCUGAAACCAGGAUCAUUGCAUACUGUCACGAUAUAUUCGAUCGGAAUCGCAGGUCUUCUUAGUUUAAAAGGCUGCACAAAAACAGCAUACACCAGACCCACCAUACCUGCAGAUAAUGUUAGAAUUUACAAUGACACCUCCUACGUAGCUAUAGAAUGGACUCACUUAGAUGGGAAUGUCGAGAAGUAUACCGUAGAGAAACGUUGUUCAUGUGAAAACAGUUCCUGCACGCCUUGUACUCCUAGUGUCGCAGUUUCCAAACCCACAGACUUAAUAAAUGCUGUAAAUAUAACCGGCCUUAACCCAGGGACAUACUGCAACGUCUCCAUAGUUGCCGUAUCUGGGAAACUGCCUAGUGACCCACUCCAGGUGACCGUGAAAUCAUUAGAAACAGAGCCUGGAAAAGUAAGGUAUUUUGCAGUCACAGAAGUUACCAAAGGUAGCAUUGAUGUUAAAUGGGUGGAACCGAUGUGUACUAAUGGAGAUAUACUCCAUUACAAGUUAACAAUCUCACAAGAUCAAGGAUCGGUUCACUCAUAUUUAGUAAAUGCCUUUCAAAAUACCUACCCGUUUCAAAAUUUACAAACAGGAACUUUCCACAAUAUCACCAUAGCAGCUGUAAAUACUGCAGGCGAUGGACCGAUAUCAUAUUUACAGGUUUACACUCGUGAAACAGCUCCCAGCAUGGUGACCAAUCUUCAGGCGACGAAUAUUUCAUCAACCUCUGUAUUUGUUUCUUGGGGAAAACCCAUUUCCCCAAAUGGUAUCAUUAACAAAUACGAAGUUCUUGUACAAUUACGUUCAGACUGUGUGCAAAAAAUACAAAUGAACUGUAGCCAUUGUAUAAAAAAACAUGAAGAUGAUUCUGCUAAGUUGAAAGGAGAUCCAGAUCAGAUAUCAACUAUUCGCCUGGAAUCUGAGAAAUGUGCCCAGCAAAAAUCAAUCAGCUUCACGGAAAACAACAACAGAAAUUAUUCAAUUGUUGUUCACAAUUUAACGAUCUUUACGGAAUAUAACGUCUCUGUAUUUGCAUUCACAUUAAUUGGGUCUGGACCGGUUUCGAGCGCAGUAGUUAGAACAUCAGAGGACAGGCCAUCACAACCCACGGAUCUUCGGGAAAGGAGUGCCUCACAAUCGGAAAUUUCACUAGAAUUUCAAACCCCAGGAUUUCCAAAUGGACAUAUUAUUCGUUUAGAUAUCGAAUAUGAAUACAAAACGCAGAAUACAUGUCUUUCCGAGAAUUUGAAAUAUGAAACAGGAACUAAAGUUGUACAAAUAAACAAUCCCUUAGGGGAAAUAUACGGUUUCUCUCUUGAAAAUCUGUACAGCUACUGGGAUUACACAAUACGAGUAAGAAUGGCUACCUCUGCUGGAAGUGGGAAUUAUAGCAAAUCCAAAACUAUACGCACAAAACCUGACGUUCCAGGAAUUGUCAGAGACAUUAACACGGGACAUUUAACAUCUAGAAGCGUUCCACUAACUUGGAGAAAACCAUGUCAACCUAAUGGAAUAAUUAAACAUUACCUAAUCAAAGUGAUUGGCGGGAGCGUGUUGGAAGCCGAUCCAUUACAAACCCCAUCCAACGACACAUCUUACACUGUAACUGAUCUUCUUCCUUAUCGGCGAUAUUCCUUUAACAUUUCAGCUAAAGUUGUCGGUGUGGACAUUGCUGGUGAAUCCGUUAAAUCACAAGCAGUGAAUACAUCCACUGAAGCUGCCAAGAAGCCCGGAAACGUGACAUUUAACACCACACCGUUUUCUGUUUUCCUGAGAUGGGAACUACCGACUUUGCAAACUGGUCCGACGUAUUACAGAGCCGAUGCACUCGAUUCAAGAAACAACAGAAAUACAUCAAGCUGUUUAACAAAAGGGUAUACGAACACAUCAUGUACGAUACACAACCUGCAUCCGUAUUGGAAUUACAGUGUAACAAUCUCUGCUAUCACUGAUCCAUUUGGGCCAAAUUCUACUACAGUAAUCAUUCGUACCAAGGAAAGUGCUCCAGGAAAAGUGAGAAUUUUCAAAGUCUCUCAAGUUCAAAAUGACACUGCUCCGCGUGAAGUUACGUUAUCGUGGGUGCCACCAUCAGAGACGAAUAGGAACGGAAUAAUACGAAACUAUUUCAUACAGUACUGGGUUGUAGAUUCUACAGGGAAACCAACUGGUCAGGUUGAGACGCUUUCAUACGAACCGGACAUUUUUUCGACUAGCAUAAAACAGAUAUUGCCGGAAAAUGCAUACUUUUUCCAAAUAUUCCCAUCUACGAUAUUUAAUGCUACUGAAAAGGAUUAUGUCAAUGAAACAAUCAAAAUUUCUGCAGGGGCACCGAUUCCUAUCAAAUUACCCAAAGAUGUGAAAGCCAUAUCGUUGGGACCAUCUGCCAAACUUUCAAACGACGAAAGGCAAUUGUCUGUUUCCCUUUAUUAUCGAUCUCUGUGUGAUAACUCAAAUGGAAAUCCAGACUCGUGGUACAUUAUCGUCGCUGAACAGUCAAGCAUACCGGAAAAAUUAUCGACACCAUUUCAUGACUCAAGGACAAAGUACGAAAGUUUCAUCAAGGAAGAGUACAAAACGUGGUCUAAUGUUCACUCACAAGACCAUUUUCAGCCUUACAUAGCGACUACUGAUCUGAAACCUGGAUGUAAUAAACACAGAAGACACAAAAGAGCUACGGAAGACAUCUUGAAGACUUAUGAUGUUUUGAUUGGAGAAGAGGAAGAUUGUGAUGGAAUUUCUAAGCACUACUGCAACGGAUAUCUGAAACCCGAUAACGAAUAUAGGGUACGUUUUGCCGUUUGUACCAGUAAAGGAUGUCUGGAAUCUGAAUUCUCAACACCACUGACAACAAAGCCUAACCUGGUCCCUCUGAUAGCUGGUUCCGUGUCUGCUGUUGCCGCAGUUCUAGUAUCGAUCAUUGUUGUUAUUGUGCUAUUGAAACGCAACAGAAAAGGACCAUUCCAGAAAAAAUCUCGAGAGGUAGAAAGAGGGAAUGAUAAUGUAAAUUUCACAACCGAACUUGAAAAUGUAGCCAAACCUAGACCGGUAAAGAUCGCAGAUCUUGCUCAACAUGUACAUAAAAUGCACGCAGACAGUAAUCUGCUGUUUUCCAAAGAAUAUAAGCUAGUGAAAGACACCUGUCCAACACAUACUACAAAAGCUGCUGAAACGCAGGUCAACAGAAUAAAAAACAGAUAUACCAACAUCCUAUCAUAUGAUCACAGUCGUGUAAAGUUGCUUCCCACAGAAGAUGAUGAGGGAUCAGACUAUAUUAACGCCAACUAUAUUCCGGGAUAUAAUUCAGAACGAGAGUACAUCGCCACCCAAGGCCCACUUCCUUUUACACGCGAUGAAUUUUGGAGAAUGAUCUGGGAACAGAACGUCAGUAUUAUUGUCAUGCUAACUCAGUUGGUGGAAAGAGGAAGGAGGAAAUGUGAUAUAUAUUGGCCUGAUACUACUCGAGAACCAGUUUACUAUGGGGACCUUGUGGUUGAAAUUGAGUCUGAAUCAACGCUUCCUGAUUAUGUUCUACGUGUCAUGUCAGUAAAAUUGGGCGACACCAGAAAAACUGUUAAACACUUUUCGUAUUUGGCAUGGCCUGACAUGGGUAUUCCUGAAACCUCAGAAGCCAUGCUUAAGUUUGCGAAAGAGGUCAGGAGCCAUCAACCCCCUCCCGCAACUAAUAGAGGACCUUUUGUUGUUCACUGCAGUGCUGGUGUGGGUCGCACUGGAACCUACAUUGCAGUCGAUUAUCUCAUGCAACACGUCAGGACAAGUGAUGUCAUCGACAUAUAUAAUUUAGUAAUGAAAAUGCGCAACAACCGGCCAAAUAUGGUUCAAACUGAGGACCAAUAUAUUUUCAUCCAUGACUGUAUUAAAGACUUCGUUAAUCGCGGUGAUGACGAUGACAGCGAGGAAGGAGAGAGCGCGGAGGGAGAAGUCAAUCCAAUAUAUGAAAAUAUGUAGGUCAACCAUUACCUUUAAAUAACCGGGUUCGACAGAAAAGUACGAGUUGGAUUCAAGACGUCCAUUCUUCAUCUUUACUUUUCAUCAAUUAUGAACAAUCACUUUUACCUCUAUACAUCUAACACAGAUAUUUUUAUAGUUUUAUUUUCUUGAAUUUCGUUUGUGUUUUUAAUUAUGUCAUUUUAUAAACAAUUGAAUGAUAUGUCUUGGAACAUGUUCGGAAAUAUUCAAUAAUGUAAUGCAUGACUAUUAAUGUAUUAUCAUAAAUGAUAUAUUUCGAAAUAUAGGUACAAAAUGUAGUGAAAGCAUGUCAUUGUAUUAUCUGGACAAAAGACUUAAUCAUGUGAUUUUAGGAUGUACAUGUUUUUAUAGCUAUCCUGUUUUACUUUUCUGAAUAUGUAUUUGUUCUUAAUCCAACAUUCAUGUGUGUGUGUGUGUGGUAUUCCCUAUUUAAAGACAGAAAAAAAAUUAUUUUGACUAAAUUAGCAAAGAAAGAGUAACAGGUACUCUGGAUUGGUAAAUUUCCUGAAAGUGUUGUGUUUUUGUUGUUUUGGUGGAUUUUAUUCACACAUUUGUCCCCCCCCCCCACCCACCCCACCCCCCCCCCCACCCCCAUCUUCUUUACGAUAUUUUAGUCUGCCCUCUCCGUAUGUAACGGUGGAUAUCUUCCACAAAUAAGAAGAAUAAUUUAAUAUAUUUUGAGAAAUCCGAACAAUAUAUUUAGAAUGAAUAUUUAGGUAAACCCUUUAGCUCAUACUUAUGAAUAUCCAAACGUGUGUGAAUAGUUUUUAAUGCAUAUAACAAAAUUUCAUUCUUGGGAUUUUCCUUUAAUUAUUUCGCACGAUAGAUACUAGCAAAGUAUAUAUCAUCAACUAAUUCUGUAAAUUGAUGUGUAGAUAAUUUUCAAAUAGACAUAGAAGUAGGUUUUAUAUUUCAUUUUGUAUUGUUACUGACUUUGUAGUGGAAAACCCCGAGUGAUAUAAAUGAUUAGUUGUCUUCAAUACCAAAUAUAUAGCUUUGUUCAGUAUCCUUGUUGUUUACAGUCAUAAUUUGUAAUAUUUUCAAUCAUAUAAUUCAUAUACGUUUGAAGGGUGAUUUUGAAAAAUCCUAGACAGCGCCUCGAUUCUGCACUCAUCUUGAUUGAAAUACAGUAAAAUUAUGAAUAUUGAAUUCCAAUUCUCAAUGAAUAUGAAGAAUUAAUAAAUCCACUCCAUGCACAACCACAGCAACUUCGAAAUACGAUGUUUAUUCUACAAUGUUUAAUUAUUUGUCAGAAUUUACGAAAUAUUAUCCAUGCUCUUUUUUGUGUGUGAUUUUUAAAGAGUAUUCAAAAGGCAACGCAAUCGGAGAAAUAAAUAAGUUGUGCAGUUACUAUAAAAUAAGCAACAAAUAUAGAUCUUUACCUCGGUUAACAUAAAGCGUUAAGAAAUAAACGUUGGAGACGCAUAAUAAUAAUAAUAAUAAUAGUUUAUAUAUAUAUAUAUAUAUAUAUAUAUAUAAAUCACAAACAAACAAUUAUAACACCCAACCUUACGUUUACCCCUAGGAUCUAAACGAUACAUGUGAAAAUCAAUUAAUUAAUAUAUAAAGCACUAAAUAAUCACAACUAGGUACUGAAAAUUUUCGCCCCAGCCCGGGGUCGAACCAGCGACGUACGGCACCCACCGCCUAGCAAGAUUGUCAAACCAGUGCGUAAGUCCACUCGGCCACAACGACUUCCCUAAAAAGGAAGUUUUGUUAUGCUCCUAAAGCGCUACUUAUACACACUGAUGUCGCUGGUUCGACCCCGGGCUGGGGCGAAAAUUUUCAGUACCUAGUUGUGAUUAUU